Messenger RNA from Penaeus vannamei (Pacific white shrimp), 867 nucleotides. NCBI's taxonomy places the organism in Eukaryota, Metazoa, Arthropoda, Malacostraca, Decapoda, Penaeidae. The record is from RefSeq and is a predicted model, not a curated record.
AUGGUCUUCAAGAUGAGCAACAGAUUGGAGGAGAAGGAGUACAACAACAAGUCGAUGCUGGACACGCUGCGGGCGACGCGGGAGAGCGCGCGGCGCCCCCCCGAGGGGCGACGGCGACGGCGACGGCGAGAGCGACGCCGGGCUCAGCGACGAGGAGAGCGAGCUGUACAACCCCAACUCGAGCACGUGGCCGCCCUGGCCAGGUGGGCGCAGACGGUGGAGCUCACCAACGCCCACCUGAGCCUGCUGCAGGACAAGGACAUGGACGGCAUGCACGUGACGCAGCGCUCGCGGACGCCCAACGCCGCCCCGAGCGAGGGCCCGCCGGAGGAGGCGCUGGGGCCCGCCGACUCCGCCGCCCGGUGCGCCGAGGGCAAGGCGCGGCCCCUGCCCGCGGGCGGCGGCCGCGACGCCGCCAAGAAGUGCUCGCCCACCAUCUUCGAGUUCCUGGCGGAGCUGCGGCGCGCCUUCGCCUGCCUCGUGCGGAUCCUGCUCGAGGGGCGGAGGGCCAGGUGCAAAGGCCGGGCGCGGCAGGAGGACGAGGCCGGCUGGGAGGCGGACGAGGACGAGGACGAGGACGACGAGGGCGAGGGCGGCGAGGGGCGGGCGGCGUCCAGCCUGACCUUCAUCUUCUCCCAGUGCGUCGGCUGGAUCGUCUGCUGCUUCUUCGCCGCGAUGUGCUGCAUGGUCCUCGUCGUCAGAGGCUCGAGAAUGCCAAUGGACUACUGCGCCGUGUGGCUUCACAUUAUCUACAUGACCUUGUGCUUUUCGAUGUUCGUCAUGCAGCUCUGGUCGUGGUCAUAUACACUUUAUACAAGGUACACGAGAGAACCCCUUGGGCAGAGCACUUAAGUCUUGUGCAAUUUG